Messenger RNA from Clupea harengus (Atlantic herring), 1315 nucleotides. Its product is annotated as endonuclease domain-containing 1 protein-like. Gene Ontology annotation, molecular function: hydrolase activity; nucleic acid binding; metal ion binding. The record is from RefSeq and is a predicted model, not a curated record. Lineage: Eukaryota; Metazoa; Chordata; Actinopteri; Clupeiformes; Clupeidae.
GGCAUCUGACGGUCUAGUGAUUCUGCCACACUACACCUCCGUACUCCGUAGACUACAUCUCUGUUUACACAGAGUUUAAGCGACGCUUAGUUCUUAGGUGAGACAGGAUUAUAACUGGGUUUGCAAAACAACCUUUGAAGUUUUAGCAUGGAACCUAUGAGACUUAAGACCUGCUUUCUUAUUAACUUGUUAAUGAGCAUGAUGUAUAUAGCUGUGGUCACGGCAACGGUGGAGAGAGACUUGUCUCCCGAAUGUAGGGAGUUUGUUUACAUGGGCACGCCGCCCGUGGGCAUCGAAAGCAGCACCCUGGUUAAGAUAUGCCAGCGAUACAACAGCAAGCCCCGCUACCUGACGCUGUACGAUACAACCAAACGCGUGCCCCUUUACUCUGCCUACACCUUCAAGCGCUCCGACGGGAUGAAGAGCGUGGAUGUACCGUGGAUGUACGAGCCUCAGCUAUCCACCACUUCAGAGACGGGUGAGAUGCAGUCCUUCCCACAGGGCUACAUGCAUCAGAACCUCGAGGACGCGCAGGCCGUUCUAGGGGACUACACCAACGCCAUCGCCUACCAGCGCGGCCUCCUCAACCCGGACGAGCACCAGGCGGACCCCGAAGACAAGGCGGCCACCUACACCCUCACCAACGUGGUGCCGCAGGUGCGAGAGUUCAACACCGGGCCCUGGAAGACCCAGGAGCACAUCAUUCGCAGACGACUCAACAACUACUGCCGCGGCACGGCGUACAUCAUCACGGGCAUCGUGCCAUCCGAAAACCACAUCCGUCAGUACAAUAUGGACCGUGUGGCGAUCCCAUCCUACUUAUGGUCCGCCUACUGCUGCGUCCACUACGACCAUAACGCUCCCUACGAGGACCGCUACAAGUUCCCGGUUCACGCCCACUACGGCCCGAACGAGAAGGACAACAACCAGAUUCUGGAGCUUUCCGUCAAGAAGCUGGAGGACUUUCUCAAGAAGUCCACGGCUGUCGACAAGAGCUUCCAGUUAUUUGUGGAUGACUGUGUUCCCCCAGGAUCCUCACACUCUUAGGUGUAACAACAUUGUAUCAUUAUGUGGUUGAAAAUGUGUAUGUUUUGAUUGAUAGGUUUUCCUUUCUCUACAAAGUAUUUAAGAGAAAAACAUCAUCUUACAGGACAACAUGACACCUAAAUACACAUGAGCUACACCUUUACCACUGUUACCAUUAAUUCAAAAUACAAAUAGAAAAAAUCAUAUUAGUUUGGUUAUCCUUGAGGAGGAACAUGCAUUGAAAUAUGUAAACAUUUAAAACCAAUUAAAAAUGAUUUAUUUGUUUAUA